AUGGACUCUCACUCAAAAAUUGCUUUACCUCCGUGGCUAUCUUGUUUUUUUUUCAGUGCUAAAUUCGACCAAAUGAAAGACUGUGUGGUGAAGGUGAUGAAGUAUUGUGCGAACUCACUGCCGGAUAGCACCAUCAGAAGAAUUGUAGACGACAAUUUUCCCAACAAAGAAUGUUCUGAAGGCCCCACUCUAAUAUCAUCUUCGUCAGCGGCAUCACCGCUUUGUUCCAGCUCUUUCGUCACUGAAGCAAACGCCUGUGGAAGGACCUUCCGGCAAAUAUUCGUCGCUGACAAAUCGAAUUCCUCUCUUUGCGCGUGAGUUUGUGUAAACUAUCUGUUUUCAUACAAUAAGCUGUAUCCUACACGUAUUCUGAGUGGUUGUUACUUAUGAUGUAAACGUACAGAUUACGUCAACGCUAUCCACUUUGCUUCUUUGUUAUCCAAAGCAAACAGAUUCCGUGAUGCGGUGGUUUUACUCAGAAUAAUAAAUUAACGGAGAUAAUUGAUUAGAGCGCGAUUGUGGAACAAAGAUAAACUUCACACCCUUGUCUUGAGAAUAUUCCCCUGAAAAAAUUGAGAGAUAACAAUAAAUUUGGGAACGGGCGUAAAAAUGUAGAAAAUUUUGUCAAGACGAGAAUCGAAACAUCAUUCCCAGUUCUUUCUCUUAUCCAGAUGUGGAUAAAGAAGCCUUGACUUUAUGUAUCAUUAACUUUAGCAGACAUUUAAAUCCACUAUUUCCUUUAAUUUAAAGCUCUGCAAGAAAGGAAGAAAAAAAGUAAAAUUUUAAAGAAAUUGAUAGAGAAAAGGGACAAAUUAAAAUGCGCCUUGGUUGAGUAUUACAGGAACAACAACAACAAACAAAAAAAACUCAAAUAUCAUGAUCAUUGUUAAUGGUGAUAGAAUUAAUCGACAAAUUAAGAAGAUGCGCUUUAUGGAAAUCCAGUAAACUGACUAGAAUCAAUGCACAGGCAAAUGUCAAUAACCAAGCCGCCUUCAGAGGGUGACGCGAGUUUUGCCGAUCAGAGUUGGCUCGGCUUUGUAAACCGAAAUAGAUCGAAAUCGGUGUAGUCUCAGUUCCAAAACUGCAUAACGAGGGAAACGGGCAUACGUAGAAUGAUUUUGUUAACUUUCAUUGUUUCAGGGAGGAAGCCAAGCGGAAGAAGUGUGUGAAUAAUCUGAUUGAUUCUGACUGCACCUUUUCCUCUGCUGACCGGGAAGUGUUGGACUUGGGGCUUGCUGACUACAAUCCUUUCUGCGCAAACAAUCGGGACCCUGGGGCGACCGGAAAUGAUCAGUGUUAUGGCGUGACAGACAUUUCCUCCGGUAUGUAA
Molecule: messenger RNA, 1330 nt
Organism: Pocillopora meandrina
Lineage: Eukaryota; Metazoa; Cnidaria; Anthozoa; Scleractinia; Pocilloporidae
Source: the annotation of a GenBank genome assembly